CUGGUUGGAGAUGGGAGCGCACAGCGCAGCAGCAGCAUCACGUCUGAAGAUGAAUCCAAGGAAGGAGACAUGAAAUCCAACAAUACCGAGCAGGUGCGCUGGGGAAGAUAUGGCAUUAGGAAACCAACCUGUUUUUGGUGACGGCGUACCUGCUCGCUUGGAUCAAUAAUAAAACCUCUGCUGUUUUUUCCUAUCGCCUUUUUUUUUUUGCUGGUUUUCCUAUGCAUCCCCCCUCCCCACCACCUACACUGCUGGCACAAAGGCGCUUAUUUUGAGAAGCUGCACCUGGGAUUACAGUCGGUGCGCAGGGCUGAGUGAUCAGCUGAAUUAUAAAAGAUGGAAUAAGAAGCGGUGGCAGUAAGUGAAAGGAGCUGGAUUCAUUUACUUUCUUCUUUUAAUGUCCUGUCUAACCCCCCAUCCGUCACCCCGUGAAGACCUACUAUAGUGUCAUUGUCUCCAAGCGAAAUUUGUUUAAAAAUUUUCUUUUUUUCAUGAAAUAUGCAAAAGAAACACUAUUAUUUCCCCAGAUUAGUGUUUUUUGUUAUCCAUGACGCAUUGACAGUUUUCUUUCCCUCUGAAUGAACAGCCGGUUUCUCUUGUUCAGGAUGCGACUGCGCAACCUUCGCCAAGUACAAGCAAUUAGGCUGUGUGUUUGCGCACUGCUUUCCUAAACAACAAACAAACCCACGUUUUUUGUUUGUUUAUUUCUUUUUUUGUGUUUUAUUGGACUUGACCAGUUUUGUAUGUAAAGGGGAAAAAAGAAAGAAGAGAGAAAAAUAAAACAACUGUGGCGUACUGGACUCUGGGGUCAAACGGUGCGCCCUUGGCAUCACACCAACCCCCAUUUGUGUCUAAACCUUGAUCAAGGAAAAUAAUUUAGGAACAAUAUGGUGGAGCCUGUUGGAUUCAUGGAAGCUUGGAAGGCGCAGUUCCCUGAUUCGGAACCCCCCAAAAUGGAGCUGCGGUCCAUUGGAGGUAUAGAGCAGGAGCUGGAGAAGUGCAAAGCGUCAAUCCGACGUCUUGAACAAGAAGUGAACAAGGAGCGUUUCCGAAUGAUCUAUCUGCAAACCCUCCUGGCCAAAGAGAGGAAAGGCUAUGACAAACAGCGGUGGGGCUUUAGGAAGACACCUCUUAAUGAGGGGGUAGACCCUGCUGCCCCUCAGGGUGCAGAGUCACCAUCUCAUCAGCCCCACAUGCAGGAGACUGGUGGAAUCGGGGGUACUGGUGGGUAUGCUGUGAUGGAUCGGAGUCGCUUUCAGCCGCUUGCAGAUGGUACAAGCAGGUCGAAACCUAGGCCUCCACCAGCCAGGAAGUCUGCUUCCCAUGGAGAUGGCUUGGAGUCAGCAUUUGACUCACCCCAACAAACUGAGUCUACAUCCUGUGACAACCUUGAUGGCCUCUCCCCAUCUAAGCAGAGAGGUGGUAUGGCCCUAUCCCCCCGAAGGCCCACUCUUCCACCCCCAGACAAGGAGCUGCCUUCAGACCCAAAAGACAAACUGGGGAUGGGACUUGGCGUGGCGGCUCUCAGGUCAAACUUUGAGAGAAUCAAACGGGCCAACUCUCACUCAAGUGGAGAUGUAGGUAAGGGUCAGGAAAAGCAGUUACCACCCCCACUGUUCUACACCAACAUGGAAUUCCAUCACGAGAGGGGUCUGGUCAGGGUCAACGACCGGGAUGUGUCAGAUAAAAUCAGCUCCCUGGGUACUCAGGCCAUGCAGAUGGAGCGAAAGAGGUCUCUCCACUCUCUCCCAGGUAAUCUGGCAACAGUGGCAGGUGAGCUCCGUGCCAGGCCUGUGUAUAGAGGAAGGUCUACUGAGAGCACCUGUGGCUAUGAUGCUGAAUACGAAGACGGGGAACCCAACCAGCGGCAUUCAGGAAGGGCUAAUGGGGGCAAGCCUCCACCCCCUCCUUGGCAGCCACCUGAGUUCCAGGCUUACUCCAGUGUCUAUGUUGGUGGGGUAAUGAUGGGUGAAGGUGGCAGUGGAGGCGGCAGUGGGGUCACAAUGAAAGACCACAGCGGAGGUGACGAUCACCUGCUGACAUGGCCACGCCGCUCCUACUCCCCAGGUAGCUUUGAGGAUGCAGGGGGAGGUGGAGGUUACACGCCAGACUGCAGCUCAAACGAGAACUUGACAUCUAGUGAGGAGGACUUCUCCUCUGGACAGUCCAGCCAUGUUUCCCCGAGUCCUACUACAGGGUUCCGACGGCCAUUCAGAGAGAAGAGCCGCUCACCUUCCCAGAAUUCCCAGAACUCCCAGCACUCCUACGACAGCAGCAGCCCUCCUACGCCACAGUCACAGAAGCGUCACCACAGGCAGCAAGGAGGCCAUGUGGUCAUGUCGGAGGCCACUAUUGUGAGUGUUCGCAAGACGGGUCAAAUCUGGCCGCCUGCUGCACACCAUGACCUCAUCCACCACAGUCGAGCAUCCCACGACAACAGUUUUCAUGGAGACCACCUUGGUAAGUCAGCACGGCUAUCUCUAAUCUUUGUUAUACUGAAGUUAGUCAUGCCUAAUUACUCUUGGCUAUGGUUGCUCUUCUUGUGCUUCCUCUUAAAACCACAUUUUAGAUGA
Cyprinodon tularosa is the source of this 2573-nucleotide messenger RNA. RefSeq names its product BCR activator of RhoGEF and GTPase (gene bcr). The transcript has a single exon. Gene Ontology annotation, cellular component: membrane. Bases 888 to 2573 code for a protein of 561 amino acids. Gene Ontology annotation, biological process: protein phosphorylation; positive regulation of GTPase activity; signal transduction. NCBI's taxonomy places the organism in Eukaryota, Metazoa, Chordata, Actinopteri, Cyprinodontiformes, Cyprinodontidae. The record is from RefSeq and is a predicted model, not a curated record. Gene Ontology annotation, molecular function: protein serine/threonine kinase activity; GTPase activator activity.